AUGAGGGCGUGGGCGGCGGUGCCGGCCUUGUGGCCGGUGCUGAGGGCUGCAGAUGGGCAGUUGACAUGCGGAAACAAACUCUACAGCUCACGGAGAGUUCUAAAGCAGGCAUGUUUACUACGGCGCCGGUCGCCUGCCUUACCGAGCAUCAUGGAUAAGACCUUCAUGGAGGACUAUGUGCGCGUCCACAACGACCUCCCCACCAAAGCCCGGCCAGCUGCUAGCAACGUGUGGUACACGGAGGGGGCAGGCCUAGGAGCGCAUAGGUGGCUCCAGAGUCCCGCUGGGGCAGAUGGGACAGUGGGUCAGGGGUCUCUUGGUAGUCCCUGGACUUGGGAUGCAGCUUUGGCAAAGAUUGCAAGGGCAUGGGCAAAUAAAUGCAUUUUUGAACAUAGCAUGUCCUUAAUGCAGAAAUGUGCUAAGGUUUGCCGUCAUUGCAUUCAGGUUGUUUGGGACUAUUCAUAUAAAAUACGCUGUGCUGUUAACCUAUGUAAGGAAGUUGCAGGAAUACAAAAUGCAGCAAAUUUUGUUUGCAACUAUUCAGCAGG
Molecule: messenger RNA, 548 nt
Organism: Cariama cristata (Red-legged seriema)
Lineage: Eukaryota; Metazoa; Chordata; Aves; Cariamiformes; Cariamidae
Product: glioma pathogenesis-related protein 1-like
Exons: 5
Source: RefSeq, a predicted model, not a curated record